ACUGUUCGCCUAGUCCGUCACCACCUUCCAAGUGCGACUAUCAGUCUUCAGUGAGAUUCGCAGCCUGCCAGACAGGAUCGACCGGAGUUCUUUCGGAUAGUGGAGUUUCUAAAGUGAUUUUUUUAAGGGAGCUGAAAGUGACCACCAACAUCUCACCGCGAUGGGAUGUUUAUAUAUCUUUUUGAUAGUGACCUUACUAUCAAUUGGUUCAGUGCUGUCGUGGAGAGAGCACCGAAUCCGGCGUAGUAUCGAUUUAUCAGUCACCAAUCCACUGGAUACGAAAUUACCGUCCGAUUUGGUGCCUACAAAUUACACCCUCCUCUUGGAGGUGAAUGCGGAGGAUCUGUCGUUUCACGGUAAUGUCAAUAUCACGAUGACAUGCGCCAAAAGAACCAAUCAGAUUAACCUCCAUGCGCACCACGAUUUGCAAGUUGAUGAAGUAAACCUGGAAGUUUUCCAACAUACUCAGAGCGGCAAGAGCAUGCCUGUGAAAAUUCGACGCAUCGAUAGAGUCCCAAAGAAACCUUUACUUGUGAUCUACCUACAAGAUGACCUUUCAGUCGGCAGUCUGUACGAAGUUCGGCUUCUGUUUAAGGGGGAGAUUUGGGAAAAUACCGAAGGCCUCUUCCAGGGAAAAUACAAGCAAACGAGUGGCGAUCAGCUGCAGGAUCUCUCCUACUUCGCAACUUACUUCCGGCCAAAUCACGCGAGACGUGUUUUCCCCUGCUUUGACGAACCAGCGUAUAAGGUUCCUUUCAAGGUCACCAUCAUCAGACCAAAACAGUAUCACACGCUGUUCAACACGGAACUUGAAAGCACGGAACUCUAUACCAACGACAAAGUAGCCGAUCAUUUCAAAAUCACGCCUCCGAUUUCGACCUUCACGCUAGGAUUUGUAGUAUCGCAACUCGAAGAGCUGCCAGUUUCAGGGGAUAAUGCCCCCAACCAAGUGCCGCUAAGAAUAUGGUCCCGAAGGGACACACAGGAAAAUUUGAAGGAUGUGAGAGCGAAAAUUACGUUGGUUAUGAAUCAUCUCACCAACUUCUGGAAUGCUUCCUACCCUCUGGAGAAGCUGGAUAUUAUUGCGCUGCCGAAUUUUGGCUCCGUCAAGCCGGCCGACAAUUGGGGGCUUAUUUUGUUCAAGGAAAAUGAAUUGCAACAAGGAUAUUAUGCUAUUACACAGGAGCUGGUGUACCAGUGGCUGGGAUCAUGGAUCACUCCCAAUUGGUGGAGUGACGCUCAUGUUAACAAGGCAAUUGCCGGCUUCCUCUCGGCAUCAACCGCAAUCGAGCUCGACGGCGGGGUUGAAUUUGACGGCAAAUGGCCUAUGACCAUCCUUUACUCAAUUUACUACGAGUUUAGUAAACGCUAUCCCCACUCGCGGAUCACCGCGAUGAAACAGGAAACCACUUGCAGUAAAACGGAACUCGUCCUUCGGAUGUUGAACUUCACCCUUGGCGAAGAUACCUUCCGCCGGGGCAUGCAAAACAUGAUAAAGCAUCGCGAGUUUAAGACCUUUGUUACGGACGAUGUUUGGGAGUCACUCACGAAGCAAUCCCAUCUGGAUAACAGACUGUGCGAAUCGGCAACCAUAAACGAAGUUGCCGAGUCUUGGAUCGAGAAGGAUCGCAUACCGGUGGUGAAGGUAAUCCGGCACUACGGCAAGCAAACGGCUACCGUCACCCAGAGGGUAUACCUCCGGGAGCGUCCCCAUGACGUUCCGGAGCAGGAUAAAAUGCUUUGGUGGAUUCCGCUGGUUGUGGCGAGGCAGGAUAAGUUGGACUUUAGCAACACGAGUGCUACGAAGUGGAUGAAAAAAGUUAAAGAAGUCACGCUGGAGAAUCUACCGAAUGCGAAUCAUUUUAUCAUAGUCAAUCCAGAGGAAAUUGGUCCAUUCCCGGUGAAUUAUGAUGAGCAUAAUUGGAAUCUGCUAGCGGAUUACCUAUUAACUCAGGACGGUCGCUCUAAAAUCCCAACCUACACACGAGCAAAACUCCUCCACGAUGCCUGGAACCUGGCCUACGCCGGUGAUUUGAGCUUUGCAACGGCCUUCAACAUGACACUGUUCAUGCAGUACGAACGGAACCAUCUGGUGUGGAACCCGGUAUUCACCCUGAUCGAUCACAUCGGACGGCACAUCGAUAUGUCGGCAGCCCACAAAAAGUUCGAAAUCUACGUUCGAACCCUGCUGACUCCAUUGUACGAAGAACUAGUCCAGGAUCAACAGGAGGAGGGGGACAAUUGGAAGUCCAACCUGCGUUCGCUCGCUAAAUCCUUCCUCUGUAAGGCCGGUUACAAACCAUGCAUUGAGGAAGCGCAACGAGUCUAUAAAAAUUGGAUGGAAAGUGCGGAACCAGAUAUGGGCAAUCCUGUGGCAAACCAAUACAUUUGUCCAGUCUUCAAAUGGGGCACCCAGGAGGAGUGGGAAUUCGGACUUCAGCGCGUCGUUAACUUCCCCGAAAUGAGAAUGAAAAGUGAGCGAACAUAUCUGUUGAAAACGCUUGCCGGAUGUCCCAUCCAAGCGUCGAAAAUCAACCGACUACUGAACAUUACCCUACUGGAGAACAAUGGCAACUUUACGGACAAUGACAUCAGUUUGAUUUUCAAAAUGUUAUCCGGAGGUUCGAACGGGUACAUGGCUCUGUUUAAAUUCCUCCAGCAGAACUGGAAUGCCAUUAAACUUCGAUUCAAAGACCAGGAAGGAAUGUGGGAUAAUUUGGUGAAUUCGGCUACCGGAUCGUUUACCACCCAGGAGGGGUACGACAUGGUGUCCCAGCUGUACGUCCAAAGGCAAGGCGAGUUUGGAACGGCGGAGCAUAUAAUCGAGAAAUCGCUGAAAAACAUCAAGGAGGAAACCAAGUGGAGCGAUGAAAAUUUACCCGUUAUUGAGAAAUGGUUGGACCGCUUCCUGAACCAGCACAAGUUGGGCAGUGAAAAAUUUAUCGGUUAACUCCGUGAGCUUGCUCGUUUUUUUCCGAAGCGGUUUUCAUAACUACUGAUACGUUAUCGUAUGGAUACUCUAAACUGUAUUGCAACGAAACACGUUGAAAUACAUUUUUUACAUGUUUAAUAA
Messenger RNA from Wyeomyia smithii (pitcher-plant mosquito), 3073 nucleotides. Its product is annotated as aminopeptidase N. The record is from RefSeq and is a predicted model, not a curated record. Gene Ontology annotation, cellular component: cytoplasm. Gene Ontology annotation, biological process: proteolysis; peptide catabolic process. Gene Ontology annotation, molecular function: peptide binding; metalloaminopeptidase activity; zinc ion binding. The transcript is spliced from 8 exons. The coding region runs from base 161 to 2950 and encodes 929 amino acids. Lineage: Eukaryota; Metazoa; Arthropoda; Insecta; Diptera; Culicidae.